ACUGUUGGCAAGCAUUCUUUUUUGUCUAUUUUUGUUCGUGUGUCAUUUAUUGAUAGCCUAAUUUAUAAAUGGCAAGUAUUGGAAGGAAUAAUCUUGUCUGAAUUUUAGACUCAUCAAAAUUCAGCAUUGUCUACUUUUGUCUAUCACUGCCUGUUUCUUUGUGUCAACAUUUGUUGUCAUUGUCCAUUAUGUUACCUCAAGAAACUUCACAGUUGCUUUUUAUCCUUCUAUAAAUUUGACAUUUUGCCAUGAUUUCAGUAAUUCCAACUAGAUGUUUGUUGUUUCAAGAUCUGGUAUUUCUGUUGUUUAUUGCAGCAAAUUUAUUUGUCUUUUCAAGAUUUAAUGGACCUGAAGGGACUUAGUGAAAAUCACCUUGAUAUAUUUCGCAAGCACAGGUUCUAUUUUUGUCAUCACAAUUCUAUUGUCUUAGUCUUUGGAACAUAAGUAUUUAUUUUGUCUUGAUGCAAAUGAUGCUGCUUCCUGUUGAACUUUACAUUUUGACCUAAACUUCUGGGUUUCUCAUCCUUCUAAUUAAUUUACCCAGAAUUUCAGUCACUAGAAGUUAACUCCUUCUUUCCAGACAUUGUUUGGCUCAAAUGAUCAAACCAGAAGAAAUAGGUAGAGUAUUUUUAAUAAGAAGACUAACUCAAAGACUUCAGUAUCUCCCAUCUAUUUUUUAAAGAUUAUAUAAUGCAACAAUUGCUUACAGAGAUGUUUUCUUCAUUGGUUUGUCAGCCAGGCGGUUGCUGUUCUACUUAUGACUACGCUUAAAUUGUGUCUUUCCAGCCUUUAGCAUAUGAAUUCAUAGAAAAAGGGUGCCAGUGAUAUAGAGAGAUAAAAUCAGUUUUCUGGUUGUAUUUUUUUGAGAGACUGCCUUUUCUGCUGAUCUCUUAAAAUUCAAACUGUGGCUAUCCAAAGGUCAGAUCUGACACCUGAGGUUUUGCUGGGGCAGAGAACCAGCUUGACAGAAACAUUUUGCUGAUUUACCAGUAUUGAUAAGCUUUGUGAUAACAGCAGGAGGAGAGUUUGUGGAAAGAUUCUCCACACAAGCACUUUCAUUCAGAAGAGUUCUGGUUGUCUGAAAAAACUAGUAUAAAUUAAUUUGCAUGAACACUGUAUUGCUUCUGUGAUAUCCUGUGAAGGUAGAAAAGUGCCUAUGGACAAUUUCUUCGCAUGGAUUUAGGCCCACUCACAACUCCCAAAGAGAGAGGGAUGGUCCAGUCUGGUUAGUGGCAGAAGCUGAGGGCCUCUAAGAAACCCAGAAAGAGUUCUACUUUCCUAUCUGGCUACUCUUGAUUAAUCCUUACUGUUGAAUUUAGAGGUAAUUAAUGGGAAAUACUUCCACCCCCAGUCAUGAUUUAAGCUGGCCAUCUGUCUUCUGAGAAUAGAUGUUAACAGAGCAGAAACAGCUCUGAUGAUAGAAAAAAAAUCUGAAUGCAUGCUGCACCCCCGCUCAGUUCUUCAUUCUCAGGCUGGCCUUGUGGUUAGAGCAGUCAUUAGGAAACUGGUGACCUCCCUUGCCCUGAAGAAGAAUGUGCUCCCCCAGCUUCUCCUAGGACACUUUCUGCUUCUUCUGAGGCACCUGGCUGAAUUUGUACCUGGUAGUAAAGAUUUGCCUCUUGGAAGCAAAUGUGUGAGAGCCCAACCCACUUAAAAGGAGUCAGAGCCUCAGAAUAUAAAUUUCUUAUUAAUGUCCAUCCCCUAAACGGCUAGAGCCACUAGUAUUCACUACUAGCCACUAAUAUUCACUCUUGGCCGUUCUCUGUUUUCCUCAUGACUUAUAAGUUCCGAACAAGUUACAUUGCAGUUUCAGGAUACAGAAUGGAGUGUUCUUCCUCAGAUGUAGAAGCCCUUACAGACCUUAGAACCUGGUUUCUGCUUAAUUUUCUGACUGAAAGCCUUGUCUGGGCUUUGUGGAUUGUUCUCAGUUUGAGUUGUAAAUCACUUUUCUUUUAUGAAUCUUGGUACUGUCUGGGAGUGCAGUGUCUGACCCAACCAACUCCAUGUCACCCACCUGUCCUGUGACAUCUGCAGCAGUGGGAAUGUCUGCACUGAGGCUGCUGAGGCAGUAUGAAACACCCUUGGCUUGGCCUAGCCUAUGAUCCAUGUGUUACCUAGUGUGCCACUCUGUAAUGUCCCCUGAGGAUGUCAGGCAAUUUUUUUAAGAUACAAGAGCCUCAAGAUCCUCACUGAGCUAAUCAGUGCUCUGGACAGAGGGUGUGACCCUCACUUGUGCAAUUGUCUGACCAAACAUUUAGAGUUGCCUGCACGUGCUUGGGAGUCCAGUACACAGUGCACACUUACUCUGGAAUCAAGAGUAUGUGAGGGCUUACCUGCCAUGAUUUGUCAGUCUUUGCAGGAUGAAUAUUCACUGAACUCAUGCAUUUUUUCAAUUUCUUUCAUAAUUUCUAUUACUUACUUCUACAUUAGGGAUGUUUAUAUACCCUGAGAGAUACCAACAUGUCCACAUUAGGUGAUAAAACAAAGUGUACUUGAAUUUUUCUUAUUUUACACUUACUUGCUUCAGCUGCUCUUUUGUAAAUAGAAAGGAGGUGAAAUAUGGUAUCUCCUUCAUGCUGAGGUAUAGUUUCCACAGCAGUGGAAGGACCCAGAAGUGCCCAAAUCUGCUGCUUUUGCAUGCACGUUUUUCCCAAAUUCUCCACUUUAAUGCAAACGGAGCCUGCAGUUGAGGCAGUGGCCCUGCCAAGCUGUGCAAGGUGUCUCCAGUCUAGACUUUGCCUCUGUGGAACAACCGUUCCUUCAUAUCUCACUGGCAAUUUGAGCACGAGGCAGGUUUCAUUUCCUUUUGCGGUCGCAGGGUGCAGAGUGACCAGCUAGCACAACCCGGAAGGUGAAGCGAUGAGCAGUGAGGCCACGCCUGUGACAGAAGACCAUGGCUCCAGGGAAGUGCUGCCUGAGCAGGAUACCCACAGGCCCUAAUGUCCAGCCUAGAAGGUUUUUCUGCUCCAAAGUAAGAACAAAGGGGAGGAAAUGAGCAAACUUUCCCAAAAGCACUACUUGAGACCUUACAGGAACAAAUCUCCAGACUGCGGGAAUUCCAGAUUUCAUGGAAAAAUAAUUUCUCUUUUGGCUCUUAGCAGAAUUAUUAAUCACCGUUCUUGUGAGAUGAAAUUGCACAACUGAAAAAAACCAAAAAAGGAAUAUAAAUUCAAGUGAGAGUUACCUACACUUUUGCAUUUCUUCCGUUUCCCUGUUUAUGUAAGAAAAAAACAGCUAUCAUACCAGCUUGCACAACUUCCCCCACCCACCAGCCCCAGGUCUUUAUCCUAUUGCUAACCAAAAGCACAAGCCAUCAAUAAUGGGUGAAGAAGGGGAUGGUAAACUCUGCCAGUGUCAAUGACAGGGGAUGGACAGCCUCAGUUUGAGGCAGAUUUUCCAACAGCAUCUUACAUGGUGAUCAGUGUGCUUCUCCUUGAGUCAUGCCUCUUGAAACCAACUGUGAAUUUACUUUAAAAACUUCACAUGACAAUUAGUUUUGGGUUUUUACUUAUGUGAAAGAGUAGUGUUUUCUGCUUCAACUGUAUGUCUGAUCAUUUCCCUGUUUCCUUUCUCAUGAGAGGUAAUGAAAAAUAGUUUCCAGUGUAAUUUUUCCUGGUGCUAAAAGUCCUCCUCUUUCUCAGCCAAAGAGUGACAGACAAUUUUGGUUUAUUCUUGCAGCAAAAGCCCUCUUUGCCUCUGAUACCCUUAUUGCUCUAUUUAAUAACUUAUUUUCAUGCUACAAUAUCUUUUUUGUCAGUUGAGACCAGAAUCACACCCCAUGCUCAAGAUAAGGAUAUGUUGCACUACUAUAAUAACAUUUCCUGUUUUGUUCUCUGUUCUUUUGCUAGUAACUCUUCACAACCUCUUUGCCCUCUUGGUAGCUUCUGAACAUCAGGCUUUUUUUGCAGAGAAAAUCCAAAAUUACCUCAAAUGUCCUUUCCAUGUAGCAAAAGAUGAUCACUUUGUGUGUUUGUAGGAUUAUUUCCCUGAGAAUAGGACUUUGUUUAGUUCAACAGCUGAAAGAAACCAAAUAAAGCUGGAGGAUACCUGAUCUCAUGGCAUUUCCCAAGAAAAUUUAUCUACUGUCCCAAAGCAAUCAUUCUGCUACAGAACUGACUGGCAUUUCAGUUAGUUUCACAGGAUCUAGGAAACUUCCAACGUUUGGGCCUCAUCCUGGAGCCUCAGUCCUGGACUGGUGUGUUUGGAAGAGACAAGUAGAGAGUAUGGCUUUUGGAUUCUGGCAUGUGAGGCUGAGAUGUGGUGCAGGAGGACAGGGAGGUGCACCUGCUCGUGUCUCGUGAAGAGCACACUCUUCACUGCUGACGUGGGAGGUCUCAGACCAGCUUGUUUCUGUAGGCUGUCAGCUGCAGAGGAGACCUUCAGGAAGUUUGGCCUAUGGCCAUGGACCCUGAGAACAAUCGGGCAGGAGUGCUUGAAGCCUUCAGCUCUUUGAAAGCACUGAGGGCCUCAGAAGCUGCUAGCAGCCUGCAAGCUCUGCUGCUGGCUAUGGAGAUGAGGCGGAACACAGAUGCUUACAAUUGAAAUUAUGGAUAUGAAGUAGCCAAGAACUGACCUCCACAUCUGGCUUAACACACACUGAGGACUUGUAUUUCUAGUGUAGGCCUUGAUUAGCUGUGGGUUAACCUCCCUAUGGAGGAAGCAGGAGCUUGGGCUCCACUGCCUCAGAGAACUGCCUCACAGAAGUCAUGGACCCAAAAUCUGAAGAAUAACUUACUUUAAACAAUGUUUGUCUUAUGUUGACUCCAUCAUUCAUCAUUGUUUUCCUGUGGAACUGUGGAUUGCCCAUAUUAUAAUGCCUACAUGCUAUGGGGAAAACACAUGGGGUAGAGUUUCUGCUGUGUCUUGCCUGCAAUGUGUGCUUCUUACCGGCACCUUGCAGGACAAAUUUUUGAACAAAGAUUCACAGAUCUGUGAAGAAGUCCUGGUGAAGACCUGCCUGCAUUUUCAACAGGCCAUAGUUACACAUAGGUUCUUUUCCAUGUAGAAUCCUAGAGAAAUUAGGAUUUUGGCCUGGCUGACAAUGGGAAAGUGUGUAAUUGAUACACCAAGACUGUGUUAUCUGGUGGUAGUAGGCAUGGUGACUAUGGAUAAGAAUAAAUAGCUCAUUUUAUAUUGAUGGGAAAAGAAGAUUGGCUCCUGGAACAGCUCAUCUCCGAGGAAAGCUUGCAGGAUAUCAUGUGGAGAGCUGUAAGAAGGUUUUUGAUAGAGAAAGGAUUCUUGGUUAGUGAGGGAAGGCAAAACAGAUUAUGUUGAGUUUCUGUUUUCAUGGUGGAGAAACAAGCCUGAAAUCUGGGGUAAUAGGUGCUAAAAGGCACUCUGCAUGCCACUUGGUAUCUCUACAGUUUACAGAGGUAGGCAACAGUCGAUAUUCUCAGAAUUUCUUAAAGCUGGCCAAACUAGGAACAUAGAGUACAAUUAACAGCCCACUUUCUGACAUAAUCUAGCCUAAUUUCCAUGUGAGUAGCUGCCAAAAGCCAGACCCAGAGAAAGUUUUCAAAUUCGCAGCCCUCCCUGCUUUGACAGGUGCUCUAAGAUCUAGGAAUUAAGUGCUCUAAGCAUUUGUGAACUCUAGCAAAGGAGUCCUUGACAUUUGGAUACCUCCUACUUCAACUAUGCAAAAACUAAAAAAUACAUUGAUUUUUUUAUUAUAGAAAAAAAAUUAACUUGGGUGAUAUUUCAUUUUUAUGAGAAGGCUUGUUUUUUCUUUCCAAAAUACUUUAAACUUUCAGGGAACGCAAACUCUAAGUUGCAGCCAGAUCUGAUGAAUGCAAUUAGAUAAUAUUAAAGAGAAAAACAGUUCUUCCAAAAACCCAGUCCCUAACCUAGAGGAAAAAAAAAGAUAUUUUCCUAAGUAGCGGUAUUGUAAAUUUUUUUAAAAUAACCGAAGCUCUGCUUUUGCACGCUGUCAGUAUGUCAUGACCCUCUUCUCUCAGUAGGACAUUAACUUCCAGUAAUUCAUAUGCAUUAAGGAAGAAACAAGACUAUUUAGUAAGAUGUCUUUAUAAACAAUAUAAUUUGUCAAGAAAUUAUCUUCAGUUACUUUCCAGGGAAUUGAAAUUCAUUUUAGUUGUGUAAAUCAAUAACAAUUGUGUCUUAUGCAUCCAAGUUAUGAUUUCCAGAAUGUCACGCAUUUGUAGAUAUGUCUUCCUAAGAAAUUGUGUAGAAAAAACUUCUUUGUUCUCAUGGAUGAGGUCAGAUAAGAACAACAGUGAUGUGCUAAAUGUUUCCAGAGCAAAGAAAAAUGGAGUGGGUGCUGCAUGGAAGGAAGUUAGCUUCCCAUGCACUCUGACAGGAGUGUUGGCUUUAAGGACCUGGGAGGUCUGGAAUGGGUCUAUGAUGCUGCACUAAGAACUGGCCUCUUUAACCUAAAUUUGGAAGAUUUCACUUAUGGACAUCUUGUUUCUGCCCUGAAGUUAUUUGGUUACUUCAGAGUUGUGUAUAAACUUAGGAUAAGCUUUUGUGUAUAAACUUAGCAUAGGCUUCUUGCCCAAAGAUAAUUGCCUGUUCAGACUCAUCAUCACCUCUGUUCUGAAAGGCAUUCUGGCAUCUAAGGACAGGACCACCUGUGGGGAUGGAAGAUUCUGGAGCCUCAGCAAAGUGUUUUUAUUUCUGUAAGAGCAACAGAUGUGCUGCACAGAUCCUUUCUGUGGUAUGGCUUGUGGGCUUCCCAUGGGGAUCCUGCUGGUGGCCUGGUGACAUUCAGCCAUUCAGAACAGCUGCUGUUAUUUUCAUUCUGGCUGGCUGUAUGCAGACCCUGUGGGAUGACAGUGCAGCUGCUUUCAUUUUGGGGCAAGGCAUGAAGCAGAGAAAUUUAUAAUUUCUUUAGAAGAAGAAACUGGUUUUAAGAUACAAAGGCUUUGUUAGUGAUGUUAUGGUUUUUGUUUGAAUAUUGUCCUUGGCCUGACAAGCAUAACUAUCAUUGUUAGAUCUUUUAUAAACUGCUGGUGAUCAAAUAGCAUACCAAAUAAUGUAUCAACAUGUGAGGCAAAGGAAAUACUUGCCCUCCACAUAAAAAUGUACAGAUAUGAUUCUGGUUACUCUAGCCAAUUACUUCUGUCAAGAUAGUCACCUCUAUUUUACAUCCUCUGAACUUUAAUACCCUAUCUGGCAACUACAGUGGAUUUGAAAACCUUAUAAGAUACUUAAUAUUUCUGGCUUGGUGGGAUGAAGGAGUGAGAUGAGUAGGGUAAAAAUACUGAUGGCUUUGUAAAACUUAAAUUCUUAUUAAUUCUUUGCUGUCUAAUGCAUGCCCUCACUUACUGCUGUGUGGGAGCCUGCAAUGCCAAUUGAGCUUGCCUGGCCACCACGGCCCCACCAAGCUGCUCAAUUACCCUCUCAAUAGGAUAGGGGGAGGAAAUAAUACUGCAAAAAGUCCAUGGGUUGAGAAAAGAACAGGUGGAUGACUUACCAAUUACCAUCAAAGGCAAAUCAGACUCAACUUGGGGAAAUUAUUUUAAUUUGCCAAUUAUUAACAGAGUAGAAUAGUGAGAAAAACUAAUCCCAUCCUCUCCCAGCCCCUCCCUUUUUCCCAGGCUGAAUUUCUCUUCCAAGUCUGUUACCUCCUCCUCCAAAGUAACACAGAGGGAUGGGAAACAGGGGUUGUGGUCAGUUCAUAACAUUUUGAACUUCUUUUUCACACUAUUUCCCUACUGCAAGAGGGGUGUUCCUCUCUUAGGAGACACCUCACAAACUUCUCCAGUGUGGGGCUUCCCAUGGGUAAGAGCGUUUCACAAACAGGUCUAGUGUGGGUCUUUACAUGGACUGCAGCAGGAAUAGACUGCUCCAGUUAGUGUCACCUUCCAGAACACCUCCUUUUACAUGGGCUUCCCUGUGGCCAGUGUUCCUGCCAGGAACCUGCUCCAGCAUGGACUCUCCAUGGACUGCAUCUUCCUUCAGGUCACAUCCACCUGCUCCAGUGUGGCAUUCUCCAUGGGCUGCAGGAGGAUAUACUGUGUCAUCAUGACUUUCCCCAUGGUCUGAAAGGGAAUCUUGGCUCCAGCACCUGGAGCACCUCCUCUCCCUCCUUGUUGUCUCAGCCCUUGCUCACAGUUGCUGUGGAGCAGUUUUUACCUUUUCUCAAAUAUGUUCCCACGGAGUACUUACCAAUGUCGCAGACGAGCUCGGGUGUGGCCAGUGUGGUCUCUUUGGGAGCUGGCUGGAACUGGCUCUGGUCAACAUGGGGGCAGCUCUGGGUGUCUUCUCACAGAAAUCACCUCUGUACCCUCCCAAGUUUUGCCAAACCCAAUACACCCUGGUUUGGAAUGUAUCCACCAACAGUGUCUUCUUGGGAUAACUGUCUCAAACCUCUCAAUGACAGAAACCAUCAGAGCUAUUUGGGGACCAGCCCCUCCAUCACCCACAAUGUGGAUGGUACCAGGGCUGCAUGAUAAUGAUAAAGGCUGGAGGAAACCUUUUCCUUGGAAACAGUCCAUCUCUAUUAGAAUACUAUAAACCUUGAAAAAUGUUUCUAAGUUCCCUUUACACAGAGCAUGAGAUGCCUUUGCUAGCCACAAGAAGGGCACCAUGACACAGAUGAACAGGAAGAACCCUGAAACCUCAGGAGGGUGGAUCCCCACCAGCCAAAAAAACUUUAGACCUGCCGCAGGUGCGGGCACAACCCAAACCCUGCCAUCCCACAAUUCCAUCAGAGCCCCCUGGGGUGGCCUCAAUAAAUGGAGUUAAUGAAACCUUUCCUGCUAGCGUCACUUGUGUCUGAAUGUUUCCCUGCUGUGUCCCCUAACAGUCUGCAAGCAGGGUGCAAAAACUGUAAAUGUUUCCUGGUGAAUAGAGUCAGAUAUUAGGCAAGCAAGGCUAAUAUGCUGCUUAGCUAAGCACUGCUUCUUGGAGCAAAGUGAACUCUGAUGGUGGUGAAUUUCUGUUUCCCUAUCUCUGCUUUUUAUCUCAGGACUUUAUCUUUUUCAAUCUCAUUGUUUUUCCUCUUGCAUGCUUGAACUACUAACUCUUAAGAUGUCAGGACCUUCAUUCAGUCUGGGUUUUCAGUUUUUGUAUCUUGUGUGGCUUCAGCUUGCAUAUUUUUCACAGGAGUAAUUUUGCCGACGCACUUGAGUUACAGUCAUUGAAUCGCUGACACUUGAAUCUCUGGAUCAUUGACUCCUAGUGCUGUGGGGCCAGCUACAUUCAUCUUGAUACCAGUACUAAGUUGUUCUUUAACACUGAGAGGCAGUUCCACUAGGUUCCCAGCAAAUCUCCAGUGCUUCCCUACGUUACCUUUUAAAAGAUUUUUCUGGAGUUGUGCUUAACUAUCCCCUGCUUCUGUUCAAAGCCAUUACUUAUCUCUUUGCUCUGAGAACAGAUGAUUUCCUUGCUUGCUGUGGUGCUAUGCAUACGGGCUGCCAAGGAAGCAAUUAACCCCUCAAAGAAAUCUCAAGGUAUUUCUGUAAGGGUCUUUUUUUCAUAAACUUAUCAGUAGGAUUUUGUUUUAGAAGAUGGACCCUAAGUUACAAGGCAUUCAGCAGUGAUUUUAGUUUCUUAUGAAAGCCACAAUAGCUUUUGCUCAGCUGGCAACUAUCCUCUUUAGCCAGGAGCUCAGUUUCCCAUCUGCACCAUGACCUGGGAACAAGCUGGGCAUGGGGAGCAGACUACAGGAUUGAGGGCUCUUCUGAGGUAUGAGCAACAGUAUAAGCACCUCUGAUCCAAGUUUCAGUGGACUUUGUGAUAGAAUAACCUUUUAUGUGCCCAGAAAAUUGAAGUUAGCUUUACCUGAAUAUAUUAAACCUUUCCCUAGAUGAAAAUGACAUGUUGUGGUUGGAGGAUAUUGAACCCACCACUGAAUGCAGAUGGUUACUCCAGAAUUUUCACCAAAGUCUCUUACAUCAGGAAAUGAGAAAGACCUUGAUUCUGAUGAAACCUCACAAACUUGAGCAGGGAGUAAUUUGUGAGCUUCCAAAGGCAGGAGUCUGAACUGUUUGACAAAAACAUUGUGAGAUUUCGUUAUUGCAGGUUGGUUGGCUUCCUUUUUUUAACUCUUUUGCAUUUUUUUUUUGUUGUUGUCAUAUGGAAAGUGCAACCCCCAGACCACUUCAAAGGAAAUGCUAUACCAAGAACAGGGGAGACCAUGGGUGUCACAUAGUGGGAGGUGUCUCAGAAUGAAGCUGUGUAUCUUGCUGCUACAGAUAUGAACUGCCCAAGCCAGAUAAAAAGAGCUCACAGUAAUAUCUGGUACCAGAUAAGCAGAGAAAUCUCUGCAAAAGACCCAUCCACAGAGAACAAGCCACUUCUCUGCUUUCUGAAUUUUCCAAAUGCUUGUCUACUCUCUGUAGGACCCAGUGGCUGCCGCUCACUCAUACAUGACAACAGAACCUACUGCUCUGUGAUCUGCAGUGAAGAACUGCAUUCAAGGCUUUUUCAUGAAAUAUGAUGGGGCUUAUAGAUGUGAUUCUUCUAUCUACCUUCCUCUCGGUUUCCAUGACAUCUGAAACAUUUGAUCCUAUGGAAGGUGAGGCCUUCGUUAUAAAAUGUCCCAAAUGGAGUUCAUCUGUGAAAAUCACCUGGUAUCGUGCGGAUACUGACAAAGUAAUUCCUGCGGAAGAGGAGGGAUCACGAGUAUUUUCCGUAGAACGAUUUCUUUGGUUUCUGCCAACUUCUAGAGAGGAUUCUGGAAACUACACUUGUGUAACACAUUUUUCAAGUAAUCGCACAAAGUCAUACAACGUGAGUGUGCAAGUGAAUUCAUACAAACCAGGAGAAUGUUUCCCGAGUCGGAUUCGUUACCCAAAUGACACUGGAAGAGGAAAAAUUGUUUGUCCUACCAUUGAUAACUAUAAGAAUGCUUCUAUUGUCCAGUGGUAUAAGGACUGCAAACCUCUUCAGGGAAAGAGAUACUUCAAGAAAGAGAAAUAUAUUUAUAUAGAAAAUCCAAGAAGAGAGGAUGAUGGUUAUUACACUUGUCAAUUUAUUUAUACCCAUAAAGGAAAUGUGUUUAAUGUAUCAGCAACAAGAAUUUUCAUAAGUGGGGUGAAAUACUCACCUCUACCACCUCAAAUCAUAUUUCCAAAGAAUAAAGCUGUAAUAGAAGCAGAGCUUGGUGCUGCUUUGUCUCUGAAAUGUCAGGCCCGCCUGGGGAUUAAGAAACAGCCACUGGCUGCUGUCAGAUGGGAUGUGGAUAAUAUCCCAGUGAACAGCCUUGUUUCUUCAAGAUUUCAUGAAGAAACUCAUUUUUUUGAUGGACAUGAGCAAGUAUACUAUGAAGAGACCACUUUGAAUAUUACUGAAGUAAAAAAGGAGGAUCUGCAGUCAAAUUUCACAUGUAUAGCAUUGAACAUAAUGUACAACACAAGAGUCACAGUGACAUUGCAACUCAAAGUGCAAUCUAAGGAGGUUCUUCCUAAUGUGCUCCUGAUCACAGGAUCUCUAGUUCUGCUAGGUGCAAUAGCACUCUCAGUUAUCCUUUACCAGUCCUUCCGAGUGGAUAUUGUCCUGUUCUAUCGGGAGAUAUUCCAGCCCUACUCAGUCAAGGAUGAUGGGAAGAUAUAUGAUGCGUAUGUUAUCUACCCCAAAAACCCCACCAGUGAAGCUAAUUUUGUGGAAUAUUUUGUUUACCAAAUCAUGCCAGAUAUUCUGGAAAAGAAAUGCGGAUAUACAUUGUGUAUUUAUGGGAGAGAUAUAUAUCCUGGAGAAGAUGCAGCCCGUGCAAUUGAGACAAGGAUGCAGAAGAGCAGAAGGUUGAUCAUGCUGCUGACACACCAGCUGGUUAAUUCUAAAGAAGAUGCUUAUGAUCAACACAUUGCUUUAUACAAUACUCUCAUUCAGAAUGACACAAAGGUGAUCCUUCUGGAAAUGGAGACAAUUGGGACUUACGGGAAGCUUCAGGAAUCUCUUAAGUUUAUUAUUAAGCAGCAAGGUACCAUCAAAUGGAAAGAGGAGCACACAGUGCACCCACAGUCACCCAAUUCUAAGUUCUGGAAACAGGUGAGGUACCAUAUGCCACUGACACGCAGGCCCUCUCACUUGGCUGACACCAGGUGAACAGUGCUGCACUAUCAGGAUGGAGUACAAGCCCACAGCUGUUUUUCCUUUCAGAAGGUACAUGAUUGUGCAGUCUGGAAGUCUGGCUGUGUUUUUUGAACUUUUUUCAGGAAGAGGUCUAGGAAACUGAGGAGACAUUUUACAGUUAUGAGAGUUCUGUA
Molecule: messenger RNA, 12167 nt
Organism: Motacilla alba alba
Lineage: Eukaryota; Metazoa; Chordata; Aves; Passeriformes; Motacillidae
Product: interleukin-1 receptor-like 1
Exons: 14
Coding region: 10396-12006 (536 amino acids)
Biological process (GO): signal transduction
Molecular function (GO): interleukin-1 receptor activity; interleukin-33 binding; interleukin-33 receptor activity
Source: RefSeq, a predicted model, not a curated record